AUGGGUUUCCUGAAACUGAUUGAGAUUGAGAACUUUAAGUCCUACAAGGGGAGACAGAUCAUCGGACCAUUUCAGAGGUUCACAGCCAUCAUUGGACCUAAUGGCUCUGGUAAGUCAAACCUCAUGGAUGCCAUCAGUUUUGUGUUGGGUGAAAAGACCAGUAACCUGCGGGUAAAGACUCUGCGAGACCUGAUCCAUGGAGCUCCUGUAGGCAAACCAGCUGCUAAUCGGGCUUUUGUUAGCAUGGUCUACUCUGAGGAAGGUGCUGAGGACCGGACCUUUGCCCGUGUCAUUGUUGGGGGUUCUUCUGAGUACAAGAUCAACAACAAAGUGGUCCAGCUACAUGAAUACAGUGAAGAAUUAGAGAAGUUGGGCAUUCUUAUAAAAGCUCGUAACUUCCUCGUCUUUCAGGGUGCUGUGGAAUCUAUUGCCAUGAAGAACCCCAAAGAGAGGACAGCUCUAUUUGAAGAGAUCAGUCGCUCUGGGGAGCUGGCCCAGGAGUAUGACAAGCGAAAGAAGGAAAUGGUGAAGGCUGAAGAGGAUACUCAGUUUAAUUAUCAUCGUAAGAAAAACAUUGCAGCAGAACGUAAGGAGGCCAAGCAGGAGAAGGAGGAGGCUGACCGCUACCAGCGCCUGAAGGAUGAGGUGGUGCGAGCUCAGGUGCAGCUACAGCUCUUUAAGCUUUACCACAAUGAAGUGGAAAUUGAGAAGCUCAAUAAGGAACUGGCAUCUAAGAACAAGGAAAUUGAAAAGGAGAAGGACUCAGAGCUGAACCAGAAGCGACCUCAGUACAUCAAAGCCAAGGAGAAUACCUCUCACAAAAUCAAAAAGCUGGAAGCAGCCAAAAAGUCCUUGCAGAAUGCCCAGAAGCACUACAAGAAACGUAAAGGUGACAUGGAUGAGCUAGAGAAGGAGAUGCUGUCCGUAGAGAAAGCCCGACAGGAGUUUGAGGAACGAAUGGAAGAGGAGAGCCAGAGUCAGGGUAGAGACUUGACCCUGGAGGAGAACCAGGUGAAGAAGUACCACCGGUUGAAAGAAGAAGCCAGCAAGAGAGCAGCUACCCUGGCCCAGGAGUUGGAGAAGUUCAAUCGAGACCAAAAAGCUGACCAGGACCGGCUAGAUCUGGAAGAGCGGAAGAAAGUUGAGACAGAGGCCAAGAUUAAGCAAAAGCUGCGGGAGAUUGAAGAGAAUCAGAAGCGGAUUGAGAAACUGGAGGAAUACAUUACCACUAGCAAGCAGUCCCUAGAGGAGCAGAAGAAGCUCGAAGGGGAGCUGACAGAGGAGGUGGAAAUGGCCAAGCGGCGUAUUGAUGAAAUCAAUAAGGAACUAAACCAGGUGAUGGAGCAGCUGGGGGAUGCCCGCAUUGACCGCCAGGAGAGCAGCCGCCAACAGCGAAAGGCAGAGAUCAUGGAAAGCAUCAAGCGCCUUUACCCUGGCUCUGUGUAUGGCCGCCUCAUUGACCUCUGCCAGCCCACACAAAAGAAGUAUCAGAUUGCUGUAACCAAGGUUUUGGGCAAGAACAUGGAUGCCAUUAUUGUGGACUCAGAGAAGACAGGCCGGGACUGUAUUCAGUAUAUCAAGGAACAGCGUGGAGAGCCUGAGACCUUCUUGCCUCUUGACUACCUGGAGGUGAAACCUACAGAUGAGAAACUCCGGGAGCUCAAAGGGGCCAAGCUAGUGAUUGAUGUGAUUCGCUAUGAGCCACCUCACAUCAAAAAGGCCCUGCAGUAUGCUUGUGGUAAUGCCCUUGUCUGUGACAAUGUGGAAGAUGCCCGCCGCAUUGCCUUUGGAGGCCACCAGCGCCACAAGACAGUGGCAUUGGAUGGGACCCUAUUCCAGAAGUCUGGAGUGAUCUCUGGUGGGGCCAGUGACCUGAAGGCCAAGGCACGACGCUGGGAUGAGAAAGCAGUAGACAAAUUGAAAGAGAAGAAGGAGCGAUUGACAGAGGAGCUGAAAGAGCAGAUGAAAGCAAAGAGGAAAGAGGCAGAGCUGCGUCAGGUACAGUCUCAGGCCCAUGGACUGCAGAUGCGGCUUAAGUACUCACAGAGUGACCUAGAACAGACCAAGACACGACAUCUAGCCCUGAAUCUGCAGGAAAAGUCCAAGCUGGAGAGUGAACUAGCCAACUUUGGGCCUCGCAUCAAUGAUAUCAAAAGGAUCAUCCAGAGCCGAGAGAGAGAAAUGAAAGACUUGAAGGAGAAGAUGAACCAGGUAGAAGAUGAAGUAUUUGAAGAGUUUUGUCGGGAGAUUGGUGUGCGCAACAUCCGGGAGUUUGAGGAAGAGAAGGUGAAGAGGCAGAAUGAAAUUGCCAAGAAGCGUUUGGAGUUUGAGAAUCAGAAGACUCGCUUGGGUAUCCAGUUGGAUUUUGAAAAGAACCAACUGAAGGAGGACCAAGAUAAAGUGCACAUGUGGGAGCAGACAGUGAAAAAGGAUGAGAAUGAGAUAGAAAAGCUGAAGAAGGAGGAGCAAAGACAUAUGAAGAUCAUAGAUGAGACCAUGGCCCAGUUGCAAGACCUGAAGAACCAACACCUUGCCAAGAAGUCGGAAGUGAAUGAUAAGAAUCAUGAGAUGGAGGAGAUUCGUAAGAAACUGGGAGGUGCCAACAAGGAAAUGACCCACUUACAGAAGGAGGUGACAGCCAUUGAGACCAAGCUUGAACAGAAGCGCAGUGACCGCCACAACCUGCUACAGGCCUGCAAGAUGCAGGACAUCAAGUUGCCACUGUCUAAGGGCACCAUGGAUGAUAUUAGUCAGGAAGAGGGUAGCUCCCAGGGGGAGGAUUCAGUGAGUGGUUCCCAGAGAACUUCCAGUAUCUAUGCCCGAGAGGCUCUCAUUGAGAUUGACUAUGGCGACCUGUGUGAGGAUCUAAAGGAUGCCCAGGCUGAGGAGGAGAUCAAGCAGGAGAUGAACACACUGCAGCAGAAGCUGAAUGAGCAGCAAAGUAUACUCCAGCGAAUUGCUGCCCCCAACAUGAAGGCCAUGGAAAAGCUGGAAAGUGUCCGAGACAAGUUCCAGGAGACCUCAGAUGAAUUUGAGGCAGCCCGAAAACGAGCCAAGAAGGCAAAGCAGGCAUUUGAACAGAUCAAGAAGGAGCGCUUUGACCGCUUUAAUGCUUGUUUUGAAUCUGUGGCCACCAACAUUGAUGAGAUCUAUAAAGCCCUGUCCCGCAACAGCAGUGCCCAGGCAUUUCUGGGCCCUGAGAACCCCGAGGAGCCCUACUUGGAUGGCAUCAACUAUAACUGCGUAGCUCCUGGCAAACGCUUCCGGCCUAUGGACAACUUGUCAGGGGGGGAGAAAACAGUGGCAGCUCUGGCCCUGCUCUUUGCCAUCCACAGCUACAAGCCAGCCCCUUUCUUUGUUCUGGAUGAGAUUGAUGCUGCCCUGGAUAACACCAACAUUGGCAAGGUGGCAAAUUACAUCAAGGAGCAGUCGACUUGCAACUUUCAGGCCAUUGUCAUCUCUCUCAAGGAGGAGUUCUACACCAAGGCUGAGAGCCUCAUUGGAGUCUAUCCUGAGCAAGGGGACUGUGUGAUCAGCAAAGUCCUGACCUUCGACCUCACCAAGUACCCAGAUGCCAACCCCAACCCCAAUGAGCAGUAG
Molecule: messenger RNA, 3600 nt
Organism: Orycteropus afer afer
Lineage: Eukaryota; Metazoa; Chordata; Mammalia; Tubulidentata; Orycteropodidae
Gene: SMC1A
Product: structural maintenance of chromosomes 1A
Exons: 25
Coding region: 1-3600 (1199 amino acids)
Biological process (GO): sister chromatid cohesion
Cellular component (GO): cohesin complex; nucleus; chromosome
Molecular function (GO): ATP binding; ATP hydrolysis activity; protein binding
Source: RefSeq, a predicted model, not a curated record